Fusarium mangiferae is the source of this 261-nucleotide messenger RNA. Its product is annotated as putative Diphthamide biosynthesis protein 3. NCBI's taxonomy places the organism in Eukaryota, Fungi, Ascomycota, Sordariomycetes, Hypocreales, Nectriaceae. Gene Ontology annotation, molecular function: metal ion binding. The coding region runs from base 1 to 261 and encodes 86 amino acids. The transcript has 2 exons. Gene Ontology annotation, biological process: protein histidyl modification to diphthamide. The record is from RefSeq and is a predicted model, not a curated record.
AUGUCCGACGACGAGGGUAUUUCCAUCUACGAUGAGGUCGAGAUCGAGGAUAUGACUUUUGACGAGGCUAUGGGGGUUUACCAGUUCCCAUGUCCUUGUGGCGACAAGUUUCAAAUCACACUCGAGGAUUUGCUGGACGAGCAGGAUAUUGCCGUAUGUCCUAGUUGCAGUCUCAUGAUCCGGGUUAUUUUUGAUCUGGAUGACCUACCAAAACCUCCCACUUCAGGCACCUCGGGCGGACAGGUUCCUAUAGCCGCUUGA